Ailuropoda melanoleuca (giant panda) is the source of this 5095-nucleotide messenger RNA. RefSeq names its product eukaryotic translation initiation factor 3 subunit A (gene EIF3A). Gene Ontology annotation, molecular function: mRNA binding; translation initiation factor activity. The transcript is spliced from 21 exons. The record is from RefSeq and is a predicted model, not a curated record. Bases 158 to 4099 code for a protein of 1313 amino acids. Lineage: Eukaryota; Metazoa; Chordata; Mammalia; Carnivora; Ursidae. Gene Ontology annotation, cellular component: multi-eIF complex; eukaryotic translation initiation factor 3 complex, eIF3m; eukaryotic translation initiation factor 3 complex, eIF3e. Gene Ontology annotation, biological process: translation reinitiation; formation of cytoplasmic translation initiation complex.
GGUCACGUGGCUCCUUCCUUUCCGUCUCUGGCCGGCUGGGCGCGGGCGACUGCUGGCGAGGCGCGUGGAACCUCGCGCUGGUUCCCCUUCGUCUCCUCUCCCGGCCCGGGCCACUAAGGAAUUCGCUGACGCCGGGUGAGCUGAGCCUGCCGCCAAGAUGCCGGCCUAUUUCCAGAGGCCGGAAAAUGCUCUCAAACGCGCCAACGAAUUUCUUGAGGUUGGAAAAAAGCAGCCUGCUUUGGAUGUUCUUUAUGAUGUUAUGAAAAGUAAGAAACACAGAACAUGGCAAAAGAUACACGAGCCGAUUAUGUUGAAAUACUUGGAACUUUGCGUGGAUCUUCGAAAGAGCCAUUUGGCUAAAGAGGGAUUAUACCAGUAUAAGAACAUUUGUCAACAGGUGAACAUCAAAUCUCUAGAGGAUGUUGUUAGGGCAUAUUUGAAAUUGGCAGAGGAAAAAACUGAAGCCGCUAAAGAAGAAUCUCAGCAGAUGGUCCUAGACAUAGAAGAUCUGGAUAAUAUUCAAACUCCUGAGAGUGUUCUCCUAAGUGCUGUAAGUGGCGAAGACACUCAAGAUCGGACCGACAGACUGCUUUUAACUCCAUGGGUUAAAUUCCUUUGGGAAUCGUAUAGGCAGUGUUUGGACCUUCUUCGAAACAAUUCUAGAGUAGAGCGUCUCUACCAUGAUAUUGCCCAACAAGCUUUCAAAUUCUGCCUCCAGUACACCCGUAAGGCUGAAUUCCGUAAGCUGUGUGACAAUUUGAGAAUGCACUUGUCACAGAUCCAACGUCACCAUAACCAGAGUACAGCAAUCAAUCUUAAUAAUCCAGAGAGCCAGUCUAUGCAUUUGGAAACCAGGCUUGUUCAGUUGGACAGUGCCAUCAGCAUGGAAUUAUGGCAGGAAGCAUUCAAAGCUGUGGAAGAUAUUCAUGGACUAUUCACCUUGUCUAAAAAACCACCGAAACCUCAGUUGAUGGCAAAUUACUAUAACAAAGUUUCAACUGUGUUUUGGAAAUCUGGAAAUGCUCUUUUUCAUGCAUCUACACUCCAUCGUCUUUAUCAUCUGUCCAGAGAAAUGAGAAAGAAUCUUACACAAGAAGAGAUGCAAAGAAUGUCUACCAGAGUCCUUUUGGCCACUCUUUCCAUCCCUAUUACUCCUGAGCGUACUGAUAUUGCUCGACUUCUGGAUAUGGACGGCAUUAUAGUCGAAAAACAGCGUCGCCUUGCAACACUGCUAGGUCUUCAAGCCCCACCAACACGAAUUGGCCUUAUUAAUGAUAUGGUCAGAUUCAACGUACUACAGUAUGUUGUUCCUGAAGUGAAAGACCUUUACAAUUGGCUGGAAGUGGAAUUUAACCCACUAAAACUCUGUGAGAGAGUCACAAAGGUUCUAAAUUGGGUUCGGGAACAACCUGAAAAGGAGCCAGAGUUGCAACAGUAUGUUCCACAGCUGCAGAACAACACCAUACUCCGUCUUCUGCAGCAGGUGGCACAAAUUUAUCAGAGCAUUGAGUUUUCUCGUUUGACUUCUCUGGUUCCUUUUGUUGAUGCUUUCCAACUGGAACGGGCAAUAGUAGAUGCAGCGAGGCACUGUGACCUGCAGGUUCGUAUUGACCACACUUCUCGGACACUUAGUUUUGGAUCUGAUUUGAAUUACGCUACUCGAGAAGAUGCUCCAAUUGGUCCUCAUUUGCAAAGCAUGCCUUCAGAACAGAUAAGAAAUCAGCUGACAGCGAUGUCUUCCGUACUUGCAAAGGCACUGGAAGUCAUUAAGCCAGCUCAUAUACUGCAAGAGAAAGAAGAACAGCAUCAGUUGGCUGUUACUGCAUACCUUAAAAAUUCACGAAAAGAGCAUCAGCGUAUCCUGGCUCGCCGUCAGACAAUUGAGGAAAGGAAAGAGCGCCUUGAGAGUCUGAAUAUUCAGCGUGAGAAAGAAGAAUUGGAGCAGAGGGAGGCUGAGCUCCAGAAAGUACGGAAGGCUGAAGAAGAGAGGCUGCGACAAGAGGCAAAGGAGAGGGAAAAGGAGCGCAUCUUACAGGAACAUGAACAAAUCAAAAAGAAAACUGUCCGUGAGCGUUUGGAGCAGAUCAAAAAAACAGAACUGGGUGCCAAAGCAUUCAAAGAUAUCGAUAUCGAAGAUCUUGAAGAAUUGGAUCCAGAUUUCAUCAUGGCUAAACAGGUUGAACAACUAGAGAAAGAAAAGAAGGAACUUCAGGAACGUCUGAAGAAUCAAGAGAAGAAGAUUGACUAUUUUGAAAGAGCUAAACGCUUAGAGGAAAUCCCGUUGAUAAAGAGUGCUUAUGAAGAACAGAGGAUUAAAGACAUGGAUCUGUGGGAACAACAGGAAGAAGAAAGAAUUACUACCAUGCAACUAGAACGUGAAAAGGCUCUUGAACAUAAGAAUCGAAUGUCACGAAUGCUUGAAGACAGAGAUUUAUUUGUAAUGCGACUCAAGGCUGCACGACAGUCUGUCUAUGAGGAAAAACUUAAACAGUUUGAAGAGCGAUUAGCAGAAGAAAGGCAUAAUCGAUUGGAAGAACGGAAAAGGCAGCGUAAAGAAGAACGCAGGAUAACAUACUAUAGAGAAAAAGAAGAGGAGGAGCAGAGAAGGGCAGAAGAACAAAUGCUAAAAGAGCGGGAAGAGAGAGAGCGCGCCGAACGAGCAAAACGCGAGGAAGAGCUACGAGAGUAUCAGGAGCGGGACUCUCGUUGGGGAGAUAGAGAUUCAGAAGGCACAUGGAGGAAAGGACCUGAAGUAGAUUCCGAGUGGAGAAGAGGCCCACCCGAGAAGGAGUGGAGACGUGGAGAGGGGCGGGAUGAGGAAAGGCCUCAUAGAAGAGAGGAAGAUCGACCAAGGCGUUUGGGAGAUGAGGAAGAGAGAGAGUCUUCUCUUAGACCAGAUGAUGAUCGCAUUCCCCGGCGUGGCAUGGAUGAUGACAGAGGUCCUAGACGUGGUCUUGACGAAGACCGGUUCUCUCGCCGUGGGGUGGACGACGACCGGCCUUCCUGGCGUAACGCAGAUGAUGACAGGCCUCCCAGGCGGAUUGGUGAUGAAGAUAGGGGGAGCUGGCGUCAUGCAGAUGAUGAUAGACCACCUAGACGGGGACUGGAUGAGGACAGAGGAAGCUGGCGAACAGCCGAUGAGGACAGAGGACCAAGACGUGGGAUGGAUGAGGACCGGGGGCCACGUCGAGGAGGUGCAGAUGAUGAGCGGUCUUCCUGGCGUAAUGCUGAUGAUGACCGGGGUCCCAGGCGGGGCAUGGAUGAUGACCGGGGUCCCAGGCGUGGGUUGGAUGAUGAUCGAGGACCUUGGAGGAGUACUGAUGAUGACAGAAUUUCUAGGCGCGGUGCAGAUGAUGACCGUGGGCCUUGGAGAAACAUGGAUGAUGAUCGGAUUCCCAGAAGGGGUGAUGACGCAAGACCUGGUCCCUGGAGACCCUUUGUCAAGCCAGGUGGAUGGAGAGAGAAAGAAAAGGCCAGAGAAGAGAGUUGGGGUCCACCUCGAGAAUCGAGACCAUCAGAAGAACGUGAAUGGGAUAGGGAAAAAGAGAGAGAGAGAGAAAACCAAGAUCGUGACGAAAACGACAAGGACCCAGAGAAAGAAAGAGACCGAGAGAGAGAGCGAGAGCGGGAGAGAGAGCGAGAUGGGGAUCGAGAGGACCGCUUCAGACGACCUAGGGAUGAAGGAGGCUGGAGAAGAGGACCAGCGGAAGAAUCUUCGAGCUGGAGAGAUUCAAAUCGCCGUGAAGAUAGGGAUCGGGAUGACCGUCGUCGGGAGAGAGAUGAUCGCCGUGAUCUAAGGGAAAGGCGAGAUGACAGAGACCGAAGAGGACCUCCUCUUAGAUCAGAACGUGAGGAAGCAAGUUCUUGGAGGCGUGCUGAUGACAGGAAAGAUGAGCGGGCAGAAGAGCGGGAAGGCCCUCGUCGUGUUCCUCCCCCAGCUCUUUCAAGAGACCGAGAAAGAGACCGAGACAGAGACCGAGACAGGGAAAGAGAAGGUGAAAAAGAGAAGUCCUCCUGGAGAGCUGAGAAAGAUAGGGAAUCACUUCGUCGUACUAAAAACGAGACUGAUGAAGAUGGAUGGACCACGGUACGACGUUAAAUCUCAAGAUAAUGGAUUCAAACUCAUGUCUCACAUAGGUUUGAUCACAUUCAAGGAUGAUUAUACUUGUGCUUCAAGCAGUCUAAAUUGGAUUCUUUAAUGUUGUCUCACCAUAACACAAAAAGCAUGAACUUGUGUUAAUCCUCUAUGAUAGAUUGAUCGUGCACUGUGUCCACAGGAGGUUGGACGGCCAGGCCAUUUUCUGGAAUUUAAGGUGUUGCAUUAUUUCAUCAAUCAUUUGUUUACAAAAAAGAAAAACUAAAAAAGAAAUUAAAAUGUGAACCCGUCAGGUAUGGAGUAACACCUGUAUCUUGGUAUAGAACUGAUCUUUUUCUUUUGUUCUUGAAAUACUAUAUUAAUUUGGAAUGAGGUAUGGUUCUGUUAUAGAAAAUGUAUUUGAAGAAUUCCAAGCAGGGGCUGAAACGACUUCCACGCCAUUAGCGGUUGAGACAUACCUCUAAGUAUUUUGAGGUAUUUACUAUAUUAACUACAUUUAGAAAGUUUUUAGGUUCACUAUAAGUGCAGUAAACAUUACAAACAUUGGAUACAGUGGGAUUUCCUGUAGAUUUUACUUGAGAGGUGAGUAUAAAGCAAUUUGCAGUCAUUAUUGUAAUGACAAGAAUACUGCUCAAGUGUGAAUCCAAAAGUUACAGCUUUUAAAUUUUAAAGCAUUUGGUAAACUAUUGCCGAGUUUUUUCUGUUGCCAAUAGCAAACUGCUUUUCCAUUAAUGGAGAAUUCAUGCCUUUCAAACAUUUUAAAUAUGACAAUAUUUAUAAAUGUGUGGUUUGGAGGAAUUGUUUAAAUUCUUUUUCCUAAUUUCUUUUCUCUUCAGGAUAGAUUCUUUCAACAAGUAAUUUGUAGUAAUGACUGUGUUGACUUCAAUUCUGGAGUGUCGUAGCUAUGUCAAAGAUUAACUAUUUGGUCUUAUUGAAGCCAACACAGAACUUGCUGCUGUGUUUUUUCUUCAAUGAUAAAUAAAAUACUUACAGAAUUUG